AUGGGGAACGGUGCCUCUGCUGACGCUCCGACCACUGUACAGGUGAAGGCAGCCCCAGAGAGCUCACGAUCUGCCCCAUCGUCUGAUCAGGCUUCUUCUUCGAAGUCACCCAGUCGGUCAAAAAACAUUUCCACAAGGGCACAAGCAAAACAGAGGCCAACUCGCUCGGAGUCUUCUACCCCUCGUAAAGGAAAAUUUGAAGAGGUAGAAAUUCGGAAAAAUGGUGGUCCGCCCCGUGCCUCACAAAGGGGACAAGGUCAAGCUGCAGCCAGCACAGCUGCAGGCAAGCAAGGCAAGAAUGCCCCCACUCCUGGGGGCCAGUCCCUGGAGAACACAUCGGGGCAGGAUGACAUUGUGUUUGAGACAUUUUACCAUCGCAGUGGUAAGGAGAUACAGUGUAUGUACCAAGGUAACACAAGAUACUAUCUUGACCACUGGGGAUCAAAGGAGUGGCAGUUAUUUCCAAAACGCUGGUAUAAUGAAGGUCUUCUCAUCACUAACACUGUUCUUAAGGAUGACCAGGCUCAGGCAUAUCAAGCAUCACAACAGGCUCGUGGCGCAGCAGCUGGAUCUGGGGCAGGUGGAGGAGCUGGGACCUCAGGCUCUAGUGAGGCAUCUCAACAGGGGCCAUCACGCUCACGGAGGGGAGGGGAUGACAGAGAGGGUGUGCUCAAACAUCCAACCAAGGGAAAGAUACCAACAUAUAUAUACCAGAGGAAACACAACAUUCACUUUUUUUACGACCAAAAUGAGGGGCAAUGGAUGAGAAUGCCAAUAGGCUGGGAGCUUCACCAUGAGAUGGUCGGCCGGCUUGUCAAUCAGGUUGAAGAAAUGUUGCCGACUUGGGGUGACCGUGGCGACAUCCUGGCACUUCUUCGGCAGUGUAAUUACGACAUUGAUGAAUGUAUCUCUACAUAUCUACAUCUAGAGGGAGAUCCCUGGCUGAAAGCAGCAAAAACAUCAAAGGAAUUAAAAGGCAACGAAGAAAAGGAUGAAAAGAUUGCUGAACUAGAAAAAAAAGUUAAGGAAUUGCAAAAUGAACUCAAUAAAGAACGAAAAGAAAGACAAGAUGCAGAAAAGAUUGUGAAGGACCAGCAGGAGAAGUUGACAGAUCUAGAAGUUAACUAUAAACAAGCUGAGGCGCAGUUGUCCUCCAUGUCAUCCACGCGACCCAAGUCCAGCUUACGGCCAAAGACACCACAGGUUGUUACGACAGUUGUAAAGGAAGAGACGGUGAACCCUGAAGAUAUUGAGCUUCUUAAUGAUACAGCAAAGUCUGUUAGGAAGGCACACGCACAGCUUAAGCUGGAGGUUCAGCGGAAGUUUGAAGGCCUUGGAGUGAUGAUGACUGAGGCGACGAAGUACGUGAAAAUGCUAAAGAAUUCAGGUCAAGGUCAGGUAGAGGAACUAGAAGAAGUACGAGCACUCUACAGAAAGGAGGCCAUGCAGCGACGACUUCUGUACAAUCAGCUUCAAGAACUUCGUGGGAACAUUCGGGUUUUCUGUAGAGCAAGGAAGGAUGACCGCGUGGAAAACUGUCUUAAGUUUCCGUCAGACCAGGAUAUCGUGGCAAUACAUCCUCAACAGGGCAAGAAGCUGUUUACAUUCGAUAGGGUGUUUGGAAUUGAUACAACACAAGAACAGGUGUUUGCUGACACUAAACCAAUUAUCAGUUCGUGUGUGGAUGGUUACAAUGUCUGUCUGAUGGCCUAUGGUCAGACUGGAUCUGGGAAGACGUUUACCAUGAUGGGCCCAGAAAACAACCCGGGUAUCAACAACAGAGCUAUCAAAGAGCUGUUCCAGGUGUGUCAGGAUAGGAAGGAGACCCAGAGUUAUAUCAUGAUGGUUGGAUUGAUUGAGAUCUACAACGAGACAGUGGUCGAUCUGCUCUCAGAUGAUGCUAAAGUGAUCGACUUGAAAACUGUAGGCAACAAAGUCAAUCUUCCAGGCCUCAUAGAAAUCCAAAUCAAGUCGCCUGACGACAUCAAGAGCGUCAUGAAGAAAGGAGACAAGAACAGAUCGGUGGCAUCAACAAAGAUGAAUUCUACAAGUUCCCGAUCUCAUCUUCUUCUACUUUUGAGAGUUGAAGGUCAUGACAAGGUCACAGGGUCAGUAAGCAAGGGGACACUGACCCUUUGUGAUUUAGCAGGGUCAGAGAGGAUAUCAAAGACAGAGGCAGAGGGUCAGCGGCUAGUGGAGGCGGCUGCUAUCAACAAGUCUCUUUCUGCCCUUGGACAGGUUUUCCAAGCCUUACGAACCAGCCAGCUGCAUGUACCCUACAGGAACUCAAAGCUUACUCAGAUUUUACAGCCUUCCUUGGGUGGGGACGCAAAGGCCUGUCUGUUUGUGAAUGUGAGCCCUGAUGUGAAUAACUCCAGCGAAACGGUCAGUACUCUGACAUUUGGUGCCAAUGCUAAGCAAGUUGCCCUGGGACAGGCAAAACAGAACAUCAAAAAAGGAUCCUGA
Molecule: messenger RNA, 2466 nt
Organism: Ylistrum balloti
Lineage: Eukaryota; Metazoa; Mollusca; Bivalvia; Pectinida; Pectinidae
Exons: 18
Coding region: 1-2466 (821 amino acids)
Biological process (GO): microtubule-based movement
Molecular function (GO): microtubule binding; microtubule motor activity; ATP binding
Source: RefSeq, a predicted model, not a curated record